This is a messenger RNA of Stegodyphus dumicola, 3738 nucleotides long. RefSeq lists its product as uncharacterized. The record is from RefSeq and is a predicted model, not a curated record. Gene Ontology annotation, molecular function: DNA-binding transcription factor activity, RNA polymerase II-specific; RNA polymerase II cis-regulatory region sequence-specific DNA binding. Gene Ontology annotation, biological process: regulation of DNA-templated transcription. Lineage: Eukaryota; Metazoa; Arthropoda; Arachnida; Araneae; Eresidae.
AGUAAAAAUACGCUUCCCGCGGGCAUUCCGCGUUUGGACAUGGGAGCAAAGAAAUGGGACCCGAAGUCCUUGUGUGUCAUUGCUGUUUGACAACUUCGAUUACAUACGUUCUUAUCAGAGGAAGAAAGCGUGCCGUUUUGUGUGUGUGAGAUGUGUAAAAUGUCGUUAAUACAAAUGCGUGAAGAACCCGCCGAUUGUAAUAGGCGUGAGGCCUAAAGCUGUUGGGCAAAAAGCUUCUGAGAAAUAAGUAGUAGAUCUUUCUGUAACCCAUAAAAUAUCUUAACGGGACCUGUUUAGUCUCCUGUAGGACGUGAAUAUUUCUUGGCAACAUUGCUCUAGUUUUAAAGUGGUUUCAUGGCUUUUCUAUGUAAUUAUUCACGGACUGGAGGAAACGGCGUUCGGCAAAGUCCUCACCUCCUUUCUUCUUGCUGAAAAGCAAGAUUGCUACAGAAUAUGUAAUUUGGGGCAAUGAAUGAACAAGCUAACCUUUAUGAGUGCUAAUGAGAGAAAUCAUUUUAGAGCAAAAUUUAACGAACUUAUUUUUCGUGAAAUGUGUUCCUGAAAUUCAUACCAUGGGGUAUAUCCCACUAGUUGAUGUAUCUUCUGUUCAAUAUGUAUUAGUGUUUUAUAUCACCUGUGCAUGCAACAACUACUUUGCUUAAUCUAAACAUUCCAGGUCGCCAAGAGCCGGUUAUCCGAAAACUGCCGGAUGGCAAAAUUCUUGAUUAUAUUUCCAAUAUUUGAGUGCAACGUAUAUUGGAAAAUGUCAUGCAGACAAAGAAACUUUUUAAAAGAGCUCAUGCAUACUCCCCCCAACAAAAAAAACCUCAUUUAUGUGAGGUAGGUAAUAGUCAUUUAGACAGAAGCUUCAACUAAAUCUUCAUUUUUCACCUCCUUCUCAAUGCAGGAUGUGAUGUAGAAUCAUUUUGUCCCAAUAAGUCUAGUUUCAAACUCCAUAUGCUUUUUCACACAAGAGCAAAACCUUGUGUAUGCAAUGUGUAAAAUGUCACUUAGACUAAAGAGUUAUUUAAACAAUUAUAUAUUUAUUUGCACAGAAAACAAACCUUGUGUAUGAGGUAUGUAGCAAAUCAUUUAGACAGUAUGGUUCUUUAAAGAAAUGUAUGGAUAUACAUACAGGAGAAAUAACUCAUGUGUAAGAUAUCUAAGAAUUCAUUUGGAUUCAAGAGCACUUCAAACAUGAAUAUGCUUAUUCACACAGACAAGAAACUUUACAUAUCUGAAGUAUGUAACAAGUCAUUUAAAUGAACAUAUGCUUAAUCAAACAGGAGAGAAACCUCAUGUUUGUGAAGUGUGUAACAAGUCUUUUACUCAUAAAUGUCAUUUAAGCAGACAUAUAAUUAUUCACACAAGAAAGGAACCUCAUGUGUGUGAGGUAUGUAACAAGUCAUUUGCUCAAAAAUGUGAUUUAAAUACCCAUAUGAUUUAUCACACGGGAGAUAAACCUCAUGUAUGUGAGGUAUGUAACAAGUCAUUUGCUUACAAAUCUAGCUUAAAGCUCCAUCUACUUAUUCACACGGAGAGAAACGUCAUGUGUGUGAGCUAUGUAACAAGUCAUUUGUUCAAAAGGUUUGUUUAAAGAACCAUAUGCUUAUUCACACAGGAAAGAAACCUCAUGCGUGUGAGGUAUGUAACAAGUCAUUUGCUCUAAAACGCAAUUUAAACGAACAUAUACUUAUUCACACACGAAAGAAAGCUCAUGUAUGUGAGGUAUGUAACAAGUCAUUUGCUUACAAAUAUAGCUUAAAGCUCCAUCUACGUAUUCACACUGGAGAGAAACCUCAUGUGUGUGAGCUAUGUAACAAGUCAUUUACUGUAAAAUCUGCUUUAAGUGUACAUAUGGUUACUCACACAGGAGAGAGAUCUCAUGUGUGUAAGGUAUGUAAAAAGUCAUUUGCUCUAAAAUGCCAUUUAAAUGAACAUAUACUUAUUCACACAGGAAAGAAAGCUCAUGUAUGUGCAUUAUGUAACAAGUCAUUUACUAGAAAAUCUAGUUUAAGCGAACAUAUGGUUACUCACACAGGAGAGAGAUCUCAUGUGUGCGAGAUAUGUAAUAAAUCAUUUGCUCGUAAAUCUAGUUUAAAUAACCAUAUACUUAUUCACACAGGAGAGAAACCUCAUGUUUGUGAUGUAUGUAAUAAGUCAUUUACUCGGAAAGGUGCUUUCAACAAUCAUAUGCUUAUUCACACGGGAGAGAAACCUCAUGUAUGUGAGGUAUGUAACAAAUCAUUUACUCAGAAAGCUCUGUUAAAUGAACAUAAACAUAUUCAUACAGGAACGAAAACCUCAUGUGUGUGAGGUAUGUAACAAGUCAUUUAUUCAUAAAAGUCAUUUAAAGCAACAUAUACUUAUUCACACAGGUGUGAAACCUCAUGUUUGCGAUUUAUGUAAUAUGUCAUUUACUGUAAAAGGGGAUUUAAAGAAGCAUACACUUACUCACACAGGAGCAAAACCGUAUGUUUGUGAUCGAUGUAAUAAGUCAUUUACUCGAAAAUGUACUUUAAACAAUCAUAUACUUAUUCACGCAGGAAAGAAACCUCAUACGUGUGAGGUAUGUAACAAGUCAUUUACUCUAAAAGAUUAUUUAAACAACCAUAUACUUAUUCACACGGGAGAGAAAACUAAUGUUUGUGAUUUAUGUAAUAAGUCAUUUACUCACAAAUCUGAUUUAAGGAAGCAUAGACUUAUUCAUACUGGAGAGAAACCUCAUGUUUGUGAGGUAUGUAAUAAGUCAUUUAGUCUAAAAGUUAAUUUAAACAAGCAUAUACUUAUUCACACAGGAGUGAAACCUCAUGUUUGUGAUUUAUGUCAUAAGUCAUUUACUCGAAAAUCUGAUUUAAAGAAGCAUAUACUUAUUCACACUAGAGAGAAACUUCAUAAGUUGCAUGCGUAACAUAUCACUUGGAUUAUAGAAAAACUGAAAGAUACAUGUCUACAGAUAAUAUAAGGCUAGUUAUGGCAUGUCCAUGCUAUAAAGAAAUGGUAUAUAACUUGUCAUUUCAUUUCAAUUCUUAAUAAAUCAUAUGUUUGUUUCCACCAGAGAAAAACUUCAUUGUUUGUAAGUCAUUUUAAAGAUUUAAGGCAACACGUCUGUAUCCUUGGUAUUUAACUAGUAAUGAAAGGUUUAAUGCAGAACAUUCCGAGAAUGAAAAGUUAGAGACUAUUCUGAAUCUGGAAAUUUUAUAGCUAUUACAUUCAUCCCAUCCAGGUAAUAUCAUGUGAAUUGUUCAACAGCUUGAAGUAUUGAACAUUUUCAUUUCAAUGGAAAUUUCAUUCACAUUUUGCAAUCCAAUCCACUUUUUACUGCAUUUUUGCAAAAAGUAUGAAAUGUAAUAUAUAUUGUUUUGUGAUAUCUUUAAGUACUGUAGGAUUUAUGUGUUUCCCUUUUCCUCAUUAGCCUUUGUAAUUUUCUUUUUAAGGUUAAGAAUGUUUUUCAUUUACAUUUUGGAAACCUUAUAUUUUCAAUAUCCAACAUGGAGUAUGUUGUUGAUGUCACAAUGCGGCCAUUAUGAAAUUUCUAAUGUCUUUGUACAAAAUUUAAAUUACUCCAGGAAAUAAGGAUUUUUCUGGUACUUGUGUGUUAAUGCAGCCACCUUAGUAAAAGUUGCCAUAUUUUGAGUAUAUUCCUAACUGUGGCAAGCAUGUGCAUAACCAUUCUUCCAGCAACUAUGUUCAUGAUAACCUUUCAAUAAAGCAAUAUAAUAAUCUUUCGGUAAUGCA